Daucus carota subsp. sativus is the source of this 1354-nucleotide messenger RNA. Its product is annotated as 2-dehydro-3-deoxyphosphooctonate aldolase 1. The record is from RefSeq and is a predicted model, not a curated record. The coding region runs from base 176 to 1048 and encodes 290 amino acids. Gene Ontology annotation, cellular component: cytosol; cytoplasm. Gene Ontology annotation, biological process: monosaccharide biosynthetic process. The transcript has 15 exons. Lineage: Eukaryota; Viridiplantae; Streptophyta; Magnoliopsida; Apiales; Apiaceae. Gene Ontology annotation, molecular function: 3-deoxy-8-phosphooctulonate synthase activity.
CUACAAAUGUUGGUGUGUGAGAGGCCCAACAACAUUUAUUGGUGAGUGCGAAUCGAGAUUGUGAUGAUAUAUAAACACACCCGCGUUUCACUCACACUCUCAUCCCUGUCUUGCAACUCAAAUCUUGAUCUUCUCCAGAAAUAGUUGUUGACGGUGAGAAGCGUAAGCUUUACAGAUGGAUUCAGCAUCAGAAUUAUAUAACCACCUCAAGUCGGUGGAGCCGUUUUUCGUAUUAGCGGGUCCUAAUGUGAUUGAGUCGGAGGAGCAUAUAUUUCGUAUGGCCGAGCACAUCAAGGCUAUCACUUCAAAGCUUGGGCUGCCACUGAUCUUUAAAUCCAGUUUUGACAAAGCUAAUAGAACAUCAUCUAAGUCUUUUCGUGGUCCUGGCUUAGCCGAAGGCUUGAAGAUUUUGGAAAAGGUGAAACUAGCAUAUGACCUCCCUAUAGUGACUGAUGUACAUGAAGCUAGCCAGUGUGAUGCAGUUGGCCAAGUUGCCGAUAUUAUUCAGAUUCCAGCAUUCCUUUGCAGACAGACAGAUCUCUUAGUUGCAGCUGCGCAAACCGGAAAGAUUAUCAACAUUAAGAAAGGCCAAUUUUGUGCACCUUCUGUUAUGACAAAUUCUGCUGAAAAAGUUAGGCUGGCUGGAAAUCAAAAUGUCAUGGUUUGUGAGCGAGGAACUAUGUUUGGCUAUAGUGAUCUGAUUGUUGAUCCACGGAACUUGGAAUGGAUGCGGGAAGCUAAUUGUCCAAUCGUAGCUGAUAUUACACAUUCAUUACAACAACCUGCUGGGAAAAAGCUAGAAGGUGGGGGUGUUGCAAGCGGGGGGCUUCGUGAGCUAAUACCUUGCAUAGCGAGGACAGCAGUUGCUGUUGGAGUGGAUGGAAUUUUUAUGGAGGUUCAUGAUGAUCCCCUAAGUGCUCCCGUAGAUGGUCCUACACAGUGGCCUCUGCGGCAUUUGGAGGAAUUGCUAGAGGAGCUUGUGGCAAUUGCAAGGGUUACGAAAGGAAAACAACAGUUCAAGAUUGAUCUCACUCCGUUCCGUGAUUAGGCUCCGGACCUGAGACAUUUCUCUCUGGUAAUUGGUCCAUGUCAGGUGAUGAUUUGUCUACAUAGAAGUUCUGUGGACUUGAAGUAGCACCUUUUGAGACACGCUAUCAUCAGAAAUUGGAAUUUACGUAUCUUUCUUCUAAAUUUUUCACUCCAGUUUUUAUGUUCAGUGUAAUCUAGUUAUGAAAUACCGAAUCAAAUUAAUAGGGAAUGUGUGGUAUGAUUUCUGUAAUGCCGACCGAAUUGUGUUGACAUAAUUGGGUUCAAAAUUUCAAAUAAAUUAAUAUUCCCGCAUUAUCCUUUUCUA